Psilocybe cubensis is the source of this 798-nucleotide messenger RNA. RefSeq lists its product as uncharacterized. The record is from RefSeq and is a predicted model, not a curated record. NCBI's taxonomy places the organism in Eukaryota, Fungi, Basidiomycota, Agaricomycetes, Agaricales, Agrocybaceae. The coding region runs from base 1 to 798 and encodes 265 amino acids. The transcript has a single exon.
AUGGGUAACUCAAACAACAAAUCGUCAUUGUUCGUUGGACUGUUGAUAGCGAUACCCGCAGCCACUGCUCAGAAUCUCAGAACAACCACCGCAUUCCCUCUUCCCAGCAUCCCGACCAUCUCUGCUCUCGCCCCGCUCCCCGUCCAGUCGACACAAAAAUUCCAACCUCAGUUAUCCAUUCUGCCUAGCCAGCCCAUCUCACUGAAUACGCUCGUCGCUGCCCCAGUACCAUCCGGAUUCCCAUCUCCACUUCCAGACGGUGUUGCCCGUACCGCCUCCGGGAAACCUAUACCAUGUUCCCCAAAGAACGUCAAGUUGAACCCUUCAACGCAUAAGCUCAUUUCGGAGUGUGUUGAAACCUCUUUCUGCGCCCAACCGCCUGGGACACCUGUAAAUGCUACUGGCCUCGGAAUCUGCUUCCCUCGUUUGUGUAGACGCGAUGAGUAUCCGUUCGGAUAUGGCACAUAUGGUGGAGGACAAGGCAGAAGAAAAAACGCGACUGUGAUCCCGAUCCCACCCAUGUGCCCAAAAGGAACAUUCUGCCCGGACACCGGUAGUGGAUGCAGGCUGGAAGUUGAGAUUGGGGGUCAAUGCGAACUGGCGCGGGAUGAACAGUGCAUGGCUCCACCGCCUAAUCCAAACGUCAACCCAAAGGAGAAUAAAGCGAUAUGCCUGAACGGUGUGUGCAUGUAUGUCCAGAUCCCAUUGUUCGCACAGUUUGCGGUUAUUAAUGCUGCGAUUACGCGUUCGUUGUUCCUAGGGCAGCAACACAACCGUUGGGUGAAAGUUGCACGAUAG